UGGUCACGUUCGAGUGUCGAGCCGGCUGUUUACGAGGUCGAAAGAUUUACAUUCUUGGCAAACUACUCAUUUGAGCCCAUUUUUCCAACAUCAACCAUGAAAGGACGAGUAAUUAUUUAUUCUAUCACCGGCUGUCCGUUCUGUAUGAGAGCAAAGGACAAAAUGCAAAAACUUGGCAUCGAAUAUAUGGACAUCAAUUUAGACACUCACCCAGAGCGACGGGCAGAGGCCAAAAAGAGGACGGGAAAGAACACUGUGCCGCAAAUAUUUUUCAACAAUAUACAUGUCGGUGGAUUCGACGACUUUAAUAAAUUGAGUGAGGCUGAGCUUCAAGAGUUGAUUAAAGAAGUUGAAGAGAAUCCUGCUCCAGCAGAUGCUCCCCAACCACCCACCCCAAAGUCAGAUGCAGCCAAUGGUGGGGAAGCAAUUGACUUCACCUGUGAGCUGGAUGAAUAUGCUCAGCUUGUCAAAGACUUUAAAGAAAGUGGUCUCAUAAAAGAUCGCCGCAAAGGUCUCAUUCAUUGUUACAAAAACUCCUUUAUUGGCAAGGAAGCUGUUGAUUGGCUUGUGACGUCAAAGAAAAUAGAAAGAGAGAAAGCUGUAGAGAUGUGUCGUGAACUUGUAGAGCGCAACUUUGGACAUGGUGUGGAAAAAGGAAAGCACACAGAGUUUAAGGACGACAGUAGCAUUUAUCGCCUCCUCGAAGAUGAUGAAUCGACCGCACUGAACUCUGGGAUGAGCUCUGUUUGUGAGCCACGCCCAGCCCCUGAGAUCGCUGAAGAAUUGCGGCGCUUGAUUCUUAAGUUAUACGGCCAGUUUUUGUCUAAGGAUGGAAAGGGGGUGGAUUACAAUUCCAUGGGAGAUAGUGCAGAAUUUAAAGCCUACAUUAAGCACACAGCUGAACUGCAGCGUGUUAAACUAGAUGGAUUGUCUAGAGAAGAAACUCUUGCUUUCUUCAUUAACAUUUACAACGCUUUGGUUAUUCACGCUACCGUACUCAGAGGACCACCUGCCAACCUUUGGGAGAGAUACAAGUUUUUCAACACCGUAAGCUACAUCAUUGGUGGUCACACGUUUGGCCUCAACGAGAUUGAGAAUGGCAUUCUGCGUUCAAACCGCAAGGCCAUCGGUGCCGUGACCAAGCCUUUCUCGAAGAGUGACCCUCGACUGAGAGUUGCGUUACCAGCUCCUGAGCCAAAGAUUCAUUUUGCUCUGGUUUGUGGAGCCAAAAGUUGUCCACCGAUAAAGACAUAUACCUCGGCGGGAAUAGACGAGGAGUUAUCCCUCGCAGCGGAUUCUUUCUUAGAAGGGGAGGAUGGCUGCGUUCUCAACAUGCCGAAAAGAGAGAUUCGACUUAGCAAAAUUUUCCAGUGGUACAGGGUAGAUUUUGGCUCCAACAACGAAGAGCUCGUUCAGUUUGUUUUGGCACACAUGGGACAAGGCCAGAAAAAGGAUCAGCUGCAGGAAUUACUGAUUAGUGGCAACUUUAAAGUCUCUUUCAUGAAAUAUAACUGGGAUUUGAACUCCAAACACUAAAAAAUAAAGUACAAACCUGCCAAUGUC
Stylophora pistillata is the source of this 1563-nucleotide messenger RNA. RefSeq lists its product as uncharacterized. Gene Ontology annotation, biological process: intracellular signal transduction; cell redox homeostasis. The record is from RefSeq and is a predicted model, not a curated record. Lineage: Eukaryota; Metazoa; Cnidaria; Anthozoa; Scleractinia; Pocilloporidae. Gene Ontology annotation, molecular function: electron transfer activity.